Messenger RNA from Sesamum indicum (sesame), 3826 nucleotides. It is a transcript of the gene HSL1, whose product is annotated as HAESA-like 1. Gene Ontology annotation, molecular function: protein kinase activity; ATP binding; receptor serine/threonine kinase binding. NCBI's taxonomy places the organism in Eukaryota, Viridiplantae, Streptophyta, Magnoliopsida, Lamiales, Pedaliaceae. Gene Ontology annotation, biological process: protein phosphorylation. The record is from RefSeq and is a predicted model, not a curated record.
UUUCAAGUCUCUUUCAGUUAUCAAAACAUGUCUUAGUUGUGUCAGUCAAUUUCUCACUCCCAACUCUCUCUCAGUCUACGCCAAAUCAACCACCGGAAAAAUGCUGCGCCACCGCUACAGCCUCUGCUUUCUCCUCCUUGUUCUUUUCUCUCCGCCCCUCAUUCUCUGUCUGAACCAAGAAGGCUUGUAUCUCCUGCGAGCCAAGGUCGGCUUCGACGACCCAAACGGGGUCUUCUCCGGCUGGAACCCUGGUGACGAUACGCCUUGCAAGUGGAAUGGCGUCGUCUGCGAUUCUGCCACCGGCUCUGUUGUGUCGCUGGACCUAUCCAGCUCCAACCUCUCCGGCCCCUUCCCUUCCAUUCUCUGCCGCCUCAAAAGCUUGUCUUUCAUUUCUCUCUAUGACAACUUCAUCAACUCUACUCUUGUGGAAGACGAGCUCGCCCUGUGCCAGUCCUUGGAGCAUCUCGAUUUGGCGCAGAACUACUUGACCGGUGAGCUUCCCCGCAGGCUAGCGGAUCUUCCCAACUUGAAGUACCUCGAUUUAACUGGAAAUAACUUUUCCGGAGUCAUCCCCGACAGUUUCGGAACGUUUCAGAAACUUGAGGUGCUGGCUUUAGUGGAGAAUUUGCUGGAAGGAACCGUCCCGGCAUUUCUUGGGAACGUUUCGACGCUGAAGCAGUUGAAUCUCUCUUACAACCCGUUUUCUCCGGGUCGGAUUCCACCGGCGCUGGGAAACCUUACCAAUCUUGAGGUGUUGUGGCUGACCGAGACUAACUUGGUGGGUGAGAUACCUACCUCACUAGGUCGACUCGCUAAGCUCACUGAUCUCGACCUGGCAUACAACUCGUUAACCGGUCAAAUCCCGAGUUCGCUCACUGAGCUGACAAGCGCAGUUCAGGUGGAGCUGUAUAACAACUCGUUGACUGGUGAGAUACCGAGCAAGGGGUGGGCAAACAUGACAUCAUUGAGGCGGCUCGACGCGUCGAUGAACGAGUUGACUGGGACGAUACCCGCUGAGUUGUGCGAGUUGCCGCUCGAGUCACUUAAUCUUUACGAGAAUAACCUGCGAGGUGAAUUACCGGAUGGCAUUGCCAAAUCUCCGAAUUUAUAUGAAUUAAGACUUUUCCAGAAUCAAUUAUCCGGAGAGCUACCUCCAAAUCUCGGCAAAAGCUCGCCUUUGCGGUGGGUUGAUGUUUCGACCAAUAAGUUUUCGGGUCAAAUACCGGAAAAUCUGUGUGCCAAUGGGGCUCUUGAAGAGCUGUUAUUGAUUGAAAAUUCAUUUUCCGGCGAAAUCCCGGCGACUCUAGCAGAAUGCCGGAGCUUGUUGCGGGUGAGGUUGGGGCGGAACAGCUUUUCCGGUGAGGUGCCGGCGGGAUUUUGGGGGCUUCCACAUGUUUCAUUAUUUGAGCUCGCUGGCAAUUCAUUCUCUGGCGGAAUUGCGAAAACUAUAGCCGGCGCUUCGAAUUUAUCUCAGUUGAUUUUGUCCUCGAACAAAUUUUCAGGCAGUGUACCAGAAGAGAUCGGGUUCUUGGAUAGUUUGCUGGAAAUUUCUGUUAACGAUAAUAUAUUAUCAGGGUCCUUACCAAGUAGUAUUGUGAAUCUUGGACAAUUAGUGAAGCUUGAUCUUCAUAAUAAUGAGUUAUCUGGUAAAAUCCCAAGUGGGAUUCAUUCUUGGAAGAAGCUAAAUGAGCUGAAUUUGGCAAAUAAUGAAUUUUCAGGGGAUAUUCCGGAUGAAAUUGGGGAUUUAGCUGUUCUAAAUUAUCUCGAUCUAUCAGGAAAUCGGUUCUCUGGUAAAAUUCCAGUUGGGUUGCAGAACCUGAAGCUUAGUCGGCUCAAUUUGUCAAAUAAUCAUCUCUCUGGUGAUAUACCACCAUUGUAUGCCAAGGAAAUGUAUAAAGAUAGCUUUUUUGGAAAUCCAGGACUCUGUGGUGAUAUUGAGGGUUUGUGUGAUGGAAGAGGUGGAGUCAAGAACAUGGACUAUGCCUGGUUUUUGAGAUCAAUUUUUAUCCUUGCCGCGAUGGUGCUUAUUGUUGGUGUGAUUUGGUUCUACUUGAAGUACAGGAAAUUUAAUAAGGCCAAAAGGUCAAUUGAUAGAUCAAAAUGGACACUGAUGUCGUUCCACAAAUUGGGAUUCAGUGAGGAUGAGAUAUUGGAUGCUUUGGAUGAGGACAACGUGAUUGGAAGUGGGUCAUCUGGCAAAGUUUACAAGGUGGUUUUAAGCAAUGGUGAGGCAGUCGCAGUGAAAAAGCUCUGGGGCCGUACAAAAUCGGCAGAUGAGAGCAGUGAUGUGGAGAAGGGCAACCUUCAAGAUCAUGGUUUUGAUGCUGAGGUUGAGACCUUAGGGAAAAUCAGGCACAAGAAUAUUGUUAAGUUAUGGUGUUGUUGUACCACAAGAGACUGUAAGCUUCUGGUUUAUGAGUACAUGCCUAACGGUAGUCUGGGCGAUCUGCUUCACAGCACAAAAAGCGGCUUGUUGGAUUGGCCGAUCAGGUUUAAGGUAGCGCUGGAUGCAGCUGAGGGACUCUCCUACUUGCAUCAUGAUUGUGCACCUCCAAUUGUUCACAGAGAUGUGAAGUCGAAUAAUAUAUUAUUGGAUGCAGACUAUGGUGCUCGAGUUGCAGAUUUUGGUGUGGCCAAGGUUGUUGAUGCAAAUGCCAAGGGCACCAAAUCCAUGUCUGUCAUUGCAGGGUCUUGUGGCUACAUUGCUCCAGAAUAUGCUUACACACUUCGGGUGAAUGAGAAGAGUGAUAUAUACAGUUUCGGUGUCGUAAUUCUUGAAUUAGUGACUGGAAAGCUUCCUGUAGAUCCCGAGUUUGGGGAGAAGGAUUUGGUGAAAUGGGUGUGCACCUUAUUGGACCAGAAGGGCAUAGACCAUGUGAUCGACCCAAAACUGGAUUCUUGUUUCAAGGAUGAAAUAUGCAGAGUCCUGAAUGUAGGCCUCCUCUGCACCAGCCCGUUGCCCAUUAACCGCCCUUCCAUGAGACGGGUAGUCAAGAUGUUGCAGGAGAUAGGCAACGGGAACCAGCCGAAAACCGCUGGAAAAGAUGGCAAACUCACGCCUUAUUACUACGAAGAUGCCUCAGAUCAUGGAAGCAUAGCCUGACUGAUUUUGUGCAAUUUUUAUGACUGGGAAGAACUAGAAAGAAGAGAGACUCAGCUCUUCUUGUUCAUCCGCUUAACUCCUCAAAAUUUUCACACCUGUACCUGUUUGAGAUCUCUUGCAUGGCCGCCAGAAAAGCUGGUGAAUGUAAGUGAAAAGGGAUCAUUAGUUAGUGAGGAGUUGAUGAUACUCUCUGCCAGUUAGUUGUAAAUGAAUCAACCACCAAGUUUGGAAGUAUUUUGCAUUUAUUCCUUGUGUUAAAUUUGCAACCUAAAUCUUCUUGCAUCCAUCCGGGGAAUCAUACGGUCUGCAGCUCUUCUGAAGUUGGUGGGUGGAAUUAUAAAUUUGGUGCCUUAAAUGGUAAAUACUAGACAGUAGACACUCUACUCUGAAAACUACUUGAAGAUGGGAACCUGGCAACUAUAUCUCUGCCGUGAUUGUUAAUUUUUCUCCUUAUCUUCAGAUUAUAUUAAAUGUCUCUGUAGUACUGAGUGCUGAUGCAUUGAAUUAUGAAUCAUUUUGGUUAGGAAAAAGUAGUUUAUUUUAGUCGUUUUCGAAUUGAAAUCUCUGUAUUUAUUUCAAACUGGUCCGGACAAGUCUGCCUGAAGUGAAGGCGUGCUCGGGACUCGGGUAGCUUUAAAGUUUUCAGUUGCUCGAAAUUUCUACCAUCCUCCCUUCCCAUUUAAUUAAUUUGAAUGCUCAUAAAUGCAAAGAAUUCAAUUUUCA